Raphanus sativus (radish) is the source of this 1206-nucleotide messenger RNA. RefSeq lists its product as uncharacterized. The record is from RefSeq and is a predicted model, not a curated record. NCBI's taxonomy places the organism in Eukaryota, Viridiplantae, Streptophyta, Magnoliopsida, Brassicales, Brassicaceae. The coding region runs from base 1 to 1206 and encodes 401 amino acids. The transcript is spliced from 3 exons.
AUGUGGAUGUUCUUACUUCGAACUGUAUGUACAGAGAAGAAAAAGGAAGUUUGGUUCUUAGUCAAUGGGACCCCCAUCCGAUAUUCACUCAGAGAACACACGCUGAUAUCUGGUUUAAACUGUCAGCGUUAUCCGCAUAACUAUGAACGGUUCGGCGGCUUAGAUUUUGCGAGAAGACAGUUUCCCCAAGGAAGUAGAAUGGCAUACGAAGAUGUGGAAGAGAAGCUGCGGCAAAUGGAAGCAUGUCCAGAUAGGUUGAAGAUGUGUGUACUCUACUUCUUAUCUAGCAUUCUUAUAGGAAAGAGCAGGACCGGAGAGAAAGCACCCUCCGUGGAGCCCUUUUUUGUAAGAGCUGUGAAUGAUCUUGAGAUGUGUAAGACGUUUCCUUGGGGAAGGUUAUCAUUUGAUCAAAAUAUGAGGGAUAUCGUACGUGCAAUGGAUCACUUUGGUGGAGUUGUCAGCAAAGGUGGGUUCACGUUUCCAAGUUUCUGUAAUUCUUUGGAGCUUCUACCGUUUGAGGCAAUUCCACAGUUGAAGAAGAAAUUUCGUGAACUUCGUAGAGGACGACGCACAGAGAGCAGUUGUCCUCGGAUGUGCAAGUCUCAGUACAUCCCAAGUGCCAUGACAGGAUUUCCACUUUCGGACAUAAAUAAAGCACUUGGCAAAACAAAGAUAAUUGAAAGUAUCUUGCUCCCGUCAGUUGACGAAGAAUCUAUGCUUGAGCGAAUCUUCGAAGAAGAAGAAGACCAUGAUGUCGGGGAUGUUAUUGUUGACGGUUGGACACAGCGUCUCGUCACGGGUCAUAAGUCAAUAUGGUUUGGAGAUUUGUACAAUCAAGAUGUGGCUGCUAGGAAACAGGGGUUAAACGUUGAUUUUCUAGAAGAGCCAGGCCGAGACGGGGUGAUGAAUAAAGACGAGAAGGAAGAUUAUAUACCGCUUCGAACUUUGAUUGAAGAAGGGUUGAAGAAUUCCGUAGACAAGGGGAUUAAGGUUGUAAUUGACAAGAUUGAUGAGGUGGAUAAAAGACUUAGAAAGGUAGAAGCUUUUGUGAAGGAAGCGAAAGGAAAGAGUGCAUCAACAAGGGAUGUCAAACCAUCGUUGGUUGAGCAGGAAUCAGAAGAGGUGGCUUUGGCAUCCACGGCGAAUGAUGAAGCUACUCGGAAGAGAAAAGCGUCGGAUGAUGUGAUCCAAAACAUGCGUGGUUAA